This is a messenger RNA of Prunus armeniaca (apricot), 432 nucleotides long. Lineage: Eukaryota; Viridiplantae; Streptophyta; Magnoliopsida; Rosales; Rosaceae. The record is from the annotation of a GenBank genome assembly.
AUGCCAAUAAAGCUUAUUGCAGCUGCAAAUGAUUUGAAUUUUGGGGUUGAGUACUUUCCAGACAAGUACAUAUUGAAACGAUGGCUUCAAAGUGCAAAAUGCGGUGUAGUAUAUGAUAAGAAUGACAAAGAAGUUAAAGAUUGCGUUGAUGGUUUGCUUUUGGUUAAAAGAUCGAAAGUUUGCAAAGUUGCAAGUGAUUUGAUUGAUUCGGCUUUGUUUUGUGAUGAAGGUUUUGAGUUGCUGGAAAAAUCUUUUAACGACAUUCGUGGGAAGCUUACAAGGUUGGUGUCAUCAAGAGCUCAUGUCGAAGAAGAACCCGAUGAAGAGGUCUUUGCUAGUUCUCCCCAAAUGAGAAUCAAAUAUCCACAUCAAGUCAAAGUAAAAGGCCGUGUGAAAAGAGUUAAACGACAAAAAGAGAAGGCAACAAAAUGA